Molecule: messenger RNA, 5490 nt
Organism: Gossypium raimondii (Peruvian cotton)
Lineage: Eukaryota; Viridiplantae; Streptophyta; Magnoliopsida; Malvales; Malvaceae
Product: ferredoxin-dependent glutamate synthase, chloroplastic
Exons: 33
Coding region: 150-5024 (1624 amino acids)
Biological process (GO): ammonia assimilation cycle
Molecular function (GO): glutamate synthase (NADH) activity
Source: RefSeq, a predicted model, not a curated record
GAAGCGGGUGGCUUGGCUGCUCCACCCGUUUUUGUUUUGUUUAUCUUAACUUCAAAAUCCACAUUUCUUUUAUCUUCCUCCAAAUCCACAAAAAUUUAUACUUCCCUAUCUCUAUCUCUUUCUCCAUCUCUCUCCUUUCCCCCACAAUCAUGGCUAACCUUCAUUCUCUAUCUCCCGUUCUUCACCCUACUUACCGCUUCUCCUCUGACAAUGGAUUGCUGCUCGUCGACUUCGUCGGUUUGUACUGUAAAUCCAAACCUACUACCAGGCGGAGGCUUCCCCUCCCCCUCAAUACUCGGACUAUGCGCCGCUUUUCAACCUCCACCGCCAAUAAUUCUGUUAGGGCCGUUCUUGAUCAUCUUCCAACUACUACUACUACUACUUCCGUUUCUUCUGCGUCUGAUCAUCAAUCAUCCGCUCCUCAACCUAAGGUUGCAAAUUUAGAGGAUAUAAUAUCAGAAAGAGGUGCUUGUGGAGUUGGAUUCAUUGCCAAUUUGGAAAAUAAAGCAUCGCAUGGAAUUGUUCAGGAUGCCCUUACAGCUCUUGGUUGCAUGGAGCAUCGUGGGGGUUGUGGAGCAGAUAAUGAUUCUGGUGAUGGUUCAGGAUUGAUGACCUCAAUCCCUUGGGAUCUGUUUGACAGCUGGGCUGCAAAUCAAGGAAUGGCAUCCUUUGAUAAGAUGCACACUGGUGUUGGGAUGGUUUUUCUUCCCAAAGAAGAUAGCCUUAUAGAAGAAGCCAAAAAAGUUAUUGUAAAUACUUUUAGACAAGAGGGUCUUGAGGUGCUUGGAUGGAGGUCUGUUCCUGUAAAUACAUCAGUGGUUGGUUUUUAUGCAAAAGAAACCAUGCCCAACAUACAGCAGAUAUUUGUUAGAGUUGUCAAGGAAGAGAAUGUUGAUGACAUUGAACGGGAACUAUAUAUCUGCCGGAAAUUGAUUGAAAGAGCAGCAGCCUCAGAGACUUGGGGAAGUGAGCUUUAUUUCUGUUCUUUGUCCAAUCAAACCAUUGUUUACAAGGGCAUGCUUCGUUCAGAAGUUCUUGGGUUAUUUUAUUCUGACCUUCAGAAUGAUCUUUAUAAGUCUCCAUUUGCCAUUUAUCACCGAAGGUAUAGCACAAAUACUAGUCCUAGAUGGCCUCUUGCUCAACCAAUGAGGUUUCUUGGUCAUAAUGGAGAGAUCAAUACCGUACAGGGGAACUUGAAUUGGAUGCAGUCUCGUGAAACCUCAUUGAAGUCCCCUGUUUGGCGUGGUAGGGAAAAUGAAAUUCGCCCUUUUGGUAACCCAAAGGCAUCUGACUCGGCAAAUCUUGAUACUGCAGCUGAAUUACUGAUACGAAGUGGCCGUAAUCCUGAUGAAACUCUCAUGAUUCUUGUCCCAGAGGCAUACAAGAAUCAUCCAACAUUGUUAGCUAAGUAUCCUGAGGUGGUAGACUUUUAUGACUAUUACAAGGGUCAGAUGGAAGCUUGGGAUGGACCUGCCUUGCUCCUAUUUAGUGAUGGCAAAACUGUCGGGGCAUGUCUUGAUCGGAAUGGACUUCGCCCUGCUAGGUAUUGGAGGACAAUUGACAAUGUCGUAUAUGUUGCAUCUGAGGUUGGUGUUCUACCGGUGGAUGAUUCAAAAGUUAUUAUGAAGGGCCGUUUAGGUCCCGGAAUGAUGAUAACUGCUGAUUUAUUAAGUGGUCAGGUUUACGAGAAUACUGAGGUCAAGAAGCGAGUUGCUGCAAUAAAUGCGUAUGGAAAAUGGGUUAGUGAAAACAUGAGACCCUUGAAACCAGUAAAUUUUCUCUCCACAACACUUUUGGACAGUGAAACGAUCUUAAGACGCCAACAGGCUUUUGGUUAUUCAAGUGAGGAUGUUCAAAUGAUUAUUGAGACUAUGGCUGCACAAGGAAAGGAGCCAACAUUUUGCAUGGGUGAUGACAUUCCAUUGUCUAUAUUGUCUCAAAAGGCACACAUGCUUUAUGAUUAUUUCAAGCAGCGUUUUGCACAGGUCACAAAUCCGGCCAUUGACCCUCUUCGGGAAGGAUUAGUUAUGUCUCUUGAAGUCAAUAUUGGAAAACGAGGAAAUAUAUUGGAAGUUGGACCUGAAAAUGCUUCUCAGGUCACCUUGUCUAGUCCUGUACUGAAUGAAGGGGAGCUUGAGUCAUUGCUUAAGGAUCCCCAGCUAAAGGCCCAAGUCUUGCCUACAUUUUUUGAUAUACGUAAAGGGAUUGAAGGAUCAUUGGACAAGACACUUUACAAACUAUGUGAAGCUGCUGAUGAAGCUGUUCGUAAUGGUUCCCAACUGCUUGUGCUCUCUGAUCGUGCUGAUGAGUUGGAAGCAACUCGGCCUGCAAUUCCAAUACUUCUAGCUGUUGCUGCUGUUCAUCAACAUCUUAUUCAAAAUGGUCUACGGAUGUCAGCUUCCAUAGUUGCUGAUACUGCUCAGUGCUUUAGUACACAUCAAUUUGCCUGUUUAAUUGGAUAUGGGGCAAGUGCUGUAUGUCCAUACUUGGCAUUGGAGACUUGUCGGCAGUGGCGUUUGAGUUCUAAAACUGUGAAUUUGAUGCGGAAUGGAAAAAUGCCUACUGUGACAAUCGAGCAAGCGCAAACAAACUUUUGUAAGGCAAUCAAAGCUGGUCUCCUCAAAAUUCUUUCUAAGAUGGGCAUCUCAUUACUUUCAAGUUAUUGUGGUGCGCAAAUAUUUGAGAUUUAUGGAUUGGGGAAGGAAAUAGUGAAUCUUGCAUUUUCUGGGAGUGUGUCAAAGAUUGGUGGAUUAACUUUUGAUGAGUUAGCGAGGGAGACAUUGUCUUUUUGGGUGAAGGCUUUCUCUGAAGAUACAGCUAAAAGAUUGGAAAAUUUUGGAUUUAUACAAUUCAGACCUGGAGGGGAGUAUCAUGCAAACAACCCCGAGAUGUCAAAACUACUUCAUAAAGCUGUCCGCGAGAAGAGUGAAAGUGCAUUUUCAAUUUAUCAGCAGCACUUGGCCAGUCGUCCAGUCAAUGUUCUCCGUGAUCUUCUUGAAUUCAAAAGUAAUCGUGCACCAAUUCCUGUUGGGAAAGUUGAACCUGCCUUAUCUAUUGUUCAAAGAUUUUGCACUGGUGGAAUGUCACUUGGAGCUAUUUCAAGGGAAACUCAUGAGGCAAUAGCCGUUGCUAUGAACAGAUUAGGUGGAAAGUCUAAUUCAGGAGAAGGCGGCGAGGAUCCAAUUCGCUGGAGGCCACUUACUGAUGUUGUUGAUGGGUAUUCUCCCACACUGCCACAUCUCAAAGGUCUUCAAAAUGGUGAUACUGCUACGAGUGCUAUUAAACAGGUUGCUUCUGGUCGAUUUGGUGUUACUCCAACAUUCUUGGCCAAUGCAGAUCAAUUGGAAAUCAAAAUUGCACAAGGUGCAAAGCCAGGUGAAGGAGGUCAGUUGCCAGGAAAAAAAGUUAGUGCAUAUAUUGCAAAGUUAAGAAAUUCUAAACCAGGUGUUCCACUUAUAUCUCCACCUCCGCACCAUGACAUUUAUUCUAUUGAAGAUCUUGCACAAUUGAUCUUUGACCUACAUCAGGUCAACCCUAAGGCUAAGGUAUCUGUAAAGCUAGUGGCAGAAGCUGGAAUCGGAACAGUUGCUUCUGGGGUUGCAAAGGCUAAUGCUGAUAUCAUACAGAUAUCUGGUCAUGAUGGUGGUACUGGAGCUAGUCCCAUAAGUUCCAUUAAACAUGCUGGUGGUCCUUGGGAGCUUGGACUUACUGAGACCCACCAGACUCUCAUUGAAAAUGGACUAAGAGAAAGGGUAAUUCUUAGAGUCGAUGGUGGUUUCAGAAGUGGAGUUGAUGUUCUAAUGGCUGCAGCGAUGGGUGCUGAUGAGUAUGGCUUUGGCUCUUUGGCAAUGAUUGCCACUGGAUGUGUAAUGGCUCGCAUUUGUCACACAAAUAAUUGCCCAGUUGGUGUUGCCAGUCAGCGAGAAGAACUUCGUGCAAGAUUUCCUGGCGUGCCUGGUGACCUUGUCAAUUUCUUUUUAUAUGUUGCAGAGGAGGUGCGUGGCAUGUUAGCACAACUGGGUUAUGAAAAGUUGGAUGAUAUAAUUGGACGAACAGAUUUGCUAAAACCACGAGAUAUCUCACUAGUGAAAACCCAGCAUCUUGAUCUGAAUUAUAUAUUGUCGAAUGUUGGAUUACCAAAAUGGAGCAGUACUGCCAUCAGGACUCAAGAAGUUCACUCAAAUGGUCCUGUUCUGGAUGAUAUUUUACUUUCUGAUCCUGAGGUAUCUCAUGCAAUUGAAAAUGAGAAAGAGGUACAUAAGACUAUAAAGAUAUACAAUGUGGACCGAGCUGUUUGUGGUCGUAUAGCAGGUGUGAUUGCAAAAAGAUAUGGUGACACUGGGUUUGCUGGGCAGAUUAAUAUAACAUUUACUGGUAGUGCUGGGCAGUCAUUUGCAUGCUUCCUGACUCCUGGAAUGAAUAUUCGACUUAUUGGAGAAGCUAACGAUUAUGUGGGAAAGGGUAUGGCUGGAGGUGAGUUGGUAGUAACCCCUGUAGAGAAUCCUGGGUUUUGCCCUGAGGAUGCAACUAUUGUAGGAAAUACAUGUUUGUAUGGAGCAACAGGUGGACAAAUCUUUGUUAGAGGGAAGGCUGGAGAGCGCUUUGCUGUGAGAAACUCACUUGCCCAAGCAGUGGUUGAAGGCACUGGUGAUCAUUGCUGCGAGUACAUGACUGGUGGUUGUGUGGUUGUACUUGGAAAAGUGGGGAGAAAUGUUGCUGCUGGAAUGACUGGAGGUUUAGCAUACAUGCUUGAUGAGGAUGAUACUCUAAUGCCCAAGGUAAAUAAGGAAAUUGUGAAGAUCCAAAGAGUAACUGCCCCUGUUGGACAGAUGCAGCUUAAGAGCCUUAUAGAGGCCCAUGUUGAAAAAACUGGGAGUGCCAAAGGCUCUAUGAUUUUGCUUGAAUGGGACAAGUACCUAUCACUGUUCUGGCAGCUGGUUCCACCUAGUGAAGAAGAUACCCCGGAGGCUUGUGCUGAGUAUCAGAGCACAGCUUCGGAGAAGGUGACGUUGCAGUCAGCCUGAGUUAAUGAUCAGACCAUAUGUUCACUUAGAGCAUUAUUCUUGCCCCACACUGUACAGAUCAACCAAAAGGGGAUUGUUGUGGGCGUUGUGAAUGAAUGCUAUCUUGCUUGUGGGAGUUCAGUGCGGGAGAGGAAGAACUUCGGUAGUAUAUGGUGUCAGCAUUUGGUCUUUGUCAAUCCAUCCAAAAGCAUUCAACCUCCAGGUGUUAUAGCAGUUAUGUAGUCAUCAUGCUUGAAAGUUGUAGAUUCAGAUUAGUUUAGUUUAGUUUAGUUUUCAUAAUAUUGUCCAAGGUUUAUUUGGGUGGCACGCUACUCGCUGCCCUUUUUCCAUCCAAUUGAACUUGGUUUGUUCUACGCUCGUAUUCAGUGCCAUUACUUAUCGUACUUUGGAUCAAAGUGUAUUGUUUAUCUUCACUAUUCUGUCAGCCAACUGAAUAUAAAAGCCUUGCGAUGCCAAUUUGUCUGAA